Dunckerocampus dactyliophorus (ringed pipefish) is the source of this 2540-nucleotide messenger RNA. RefSeq names its product eukaryotic translation initiation factor 2-alpha kinase 1 (gene eif2ak1). The record is from RefSeq and is a predicted model, not a curated record. NCBI's taxonomy places the organism in Eukaryota, Metazoa, Chordata, Actinopteri, Syngnathiformes, Syngnathidae. The coding region runs from base 535 to 2406 and encodes 623 amino acids. Gene Ontology annotation, molecular function: ATP binding; protein kinase activity. The transcript is spliced from 15 exons. Gene Ontology annotation, biological process: protein phosphorylation.
GUAAACUGGCCAUCCGAUAUUAGGUGAGUGCUCCUGGGUGUAGUUGCUAGCUGUUAGCAACGGCUGUAGUUAAAACAUUCGUGACCUCCCCCUCCACCAUUUAUUUACCUGGAUUUAGAUUGUUUGUUAGUUCUGGAGUUGGCUUUGAGUUCACAAUGUAUAUGUGAUGUAUUUUGCAUAAUAAGUAAAUGCAGACACAACCUUAAUAUUUCUUUUCUUUAUAAUAGGAUGGUUUUAGCAUGCCUUUUUAAUAAUUGCCCAUGGAAUUAUGGGAAAUUGUCUUAUAUAAUAAAAUAAUUUCAAAUUCUUCAUGCUGGAAUCGUGCUCAUCUACUAUAUGAUGAAAGAGGUGUAAAGAAGAGUAUAGAACUGUUGAUGAAACAGCCAUUCAAUAGAGUAAUCGGUAGGUGGAGGUCUGGUGUGCACUGGCCCCUCAAGAUAAGCAUGACUGAUGUGCACGCCCCCUUAUGUAUAAACUAGAUGAGCAUUUUUGCCUUGAAAUUGAACGGGAUUGUCAAUAUUUUUUUGUGGAAAUAUGGACCAAGAAGAAAAAAGAAUUGUUGAAAUAAUAGCAAAAGUAAUUGAACAAGCUUCUGACACUGACAACCACCAUGAAGUGCUGAUGGCGGGCAGACGCUACCCGUCCGUCCAAGAGUUUGCCUCAGCGAUCCCCAACCAUCUCCUCCUGGGUUCUCUGCUGGAGCACCUGUGCUUCCUCUAUGAGAGUAACCCAGCACGCUCGCGAUUGUUGUUUAAAGUAAUUGGCCAGCGCUUAGCUGCUAUGAAUCUUCUCUCACCAUUGGCCAUAAGCGACGAGUUCAGCACUGUCAGACUCCAACACAACCGGGCCUUCACUGAGCUGCUACAUGCUGCUAGCUCCUCACUGUACCCACAGGAACAGCAAUGUCUUAGCGUCAACAUGCACAAACCUGCUGUAAGGCUGAAGGAAGGACUGUUUCAAGCACAGACGUCUCGUUAUCUGAGCGAGUUUGAAGAAAUUGGUAGAAUUGGAAAAGGUUCUUACGGAAAUGUUUAUAAGGUGGUGAACAAACUGGAUGGGCAGUGCUACGCCGUGAAGAAGAUACUCAUUAAAAAAGUCUCAAAGGAUGAUUGCAUGAAGGUCUUGAGGGAAGUGAAAGUGUUGUCAAGUUUGCAGCAUGUCAAUGUUGUUGGCUAUCACACAGCGUGGAUGGAGCAUGUGCAGCCCGCAGCAUAUGCAGAACCUCCCCUUCCUGCAAUGGCUUCACUUGACCUGUUAGGCCAAAACUGUGAUGAGGACCCUGACAGCAGCAGCUCAAGCUUCUCCGUAGUUUUCCAAAGCCUCAGCCAGCCACAGGCAGAUGCCGCUUCGAGUGCGCUGCUGGUGCCAAGUGAUGGCCCACCUGUCAAAGACUUGGCACUGACACAGGAGAAAGGUCAGGGGGUGUGUCUGAACACAAGGCGACGUAUCCCCGACAACUAUGUGCCUUGUGUCUUCCUGGGACAGCAAGCCCCUAUUAAAACCUCCAAGUGCCCCGCUGUUGGUUGGGACACGUCAGGACUAUUGGAGGAGGAAUCCAGCAGGAGCAGCCUAGAGCUCAACAACAACUCUUGUGUUGAAAAGGAGUGUGAGCAGUGGGACGAACAACGCACGAGACCGUCUAAAGAAGUCCACUUCCACCUGAUGCUCUACAUCCAAAUGCAGCUAUGUGAGCGCUCACUCAAGGACUGGAUGACUGAGAGGAAUUCCAAGCCCAAAGAGAAUCAAGCAUUAAGAUAUCCGUAUGGAUGUGUGGAUGCUCAGCAAACUUUCAGUCUGCUAAGAAAGAUACUUGAAGGAGUGGAGUACAUUCAUUCCCAGGGAAUCAUGCACAGAGACUUGAAGCCAAGGAACAUUUUCCUCCAUGGCCAUGAAUGUCAUGUUCGCAUUGGCGACUUUGGUUUGGCAUGCAGUGGUUUAAUACUAGAUAGCCAUGAAUGUGCCACCUCUCCCAACGGUGAGUCUCCACACACUACUGGUGUUGGUACUUUUGUUUAUGCUUCUCCAGAGCAACUCAAGAGUUCUCACUAUGAUUCAAAGUCGGACAUGUACAGCAUUGGGGUGCUUGCUCUUGAGCUUUUCCAGCCCUUUGGAACAGAGAUGGAGCGAGUCCGGACUCUUGGGGACCUGAGGGAGGGAAAAAUCCCAGACUCCUUCAGUGACCAAUGGCCAGUCCUGACCAAGUACAUCUUGGAGCUGACUAGCAGAGAGCCCAGCAUACGGCCCACGGCCAGCCAGCUUCUACAGAGUGAACUCUUCUCCGAUAAAGAUGUGGUGAUCUAUGGUUUGCAGAAAAAGGUUGAAGAACAAGAGGAAGAAAUCCUACAUCUGAGGAAACAAAUAUGUCGGCUCCAAAGUGCACAAAACUCAGAGUUGCAAAACACCUAACACUUUAAAAAUCCACUGUGUAGCGUGAAUUUAGUGUGCGUGCGUGUGCGUGUGUGUGUGUGUGCAUGCAUGCAUGCAUGCAUAUGUGCCUUUCUUGGGGCACUUGUAUAUAAAAGUGCAUUAUUUAUCAUUCA